UCCACUCUUUUUCUUUCAUUGCCAUUCCCUUAAUAGCCUCUGCAACACUUUCAUAAUUUCUUUCAUUCUUUUCUUCCUUUUCCCACACUCCUAUAUUUUCCUAUAUACUAGGAAAAACAAAAUUAAAGACGCCAAGAUGAACACAUUUGGUUCAGAACUUGGCAGUAGUGGCUGUGAGUCUGGUUGGACUCUAUACCUUGAGCACUCUUUCCUUAACCAGAAUGCUUCUUCACAUCACAAAGACAAAAGAUUCAAAGAUGAAGACUCUGGGGAGGAGGAUUUGUCCAUGCUUUCUGAUGCUUCUUCUGGACCUCCUCUUUUUCCACACUACGACUCUUACUUCAAAGAAGAUGUCAAUGCUUGCUUCUAUUCGGCUUCCAAGGCAGUCAAGCUCGCCAAGAGUGCUAAAAAGAAACAGAAAGUUAAGGAAAAUCAACACCUUGAGGAUCAACAUCUCACUUUUCUUCAUGACACUGCUACCUCUCCUGUCUUUGACUUUUCCACUGACAAUGUUGCAAGGGCCAACCAACAAACAUCUGUAGGGAGUGUGGUUGAUUAUUCACAAGGUUUUUCUGCAACUUAUUUUAUGGGAAGAUCGUCAUUCCAAGAAGAACACUUCGGUUUCUUACAAUCAGAAAAUGAAGUUGAAGGCAACAAAUGGUAUGGAGGGAAAAGGAUGGGAAUAAGGUGAAUAUAUAUAUAUAUAUAUAUAUAUAUGUAUGUCGGUUCUGCUAAUGGCUGUCUCUGCAAUGGAUGGAGAAUCGCGGUGUUGAAAGGGACCCUGUACCUUUCUCUUAUUUUUUCCUUUUGUAGCCGUUAAUGUAGUGGGAAACAACAUGAAAAGACAUGUUUGAUUUAUUUUUUGUUUGCUUUUUAGCUUUAUAAAUCUUAUUUUGUUGUGAAUGAAUGAUGAUUACAUUUGCAA
Vigna radiata var. radiata (mung bean) is the source of this 925-nucleotide messenger RNA. RefSeq lists its product as uncharacterized. Gene Ontology annotation, biological process: cytokinin biosynthetic process. The record is from RefSeq and is a predicted model, not a curated record. Lineage: Eukaryota; Viridiplantae; Streptophyta; Magnoliopsida; Fabales; Fabaceae. The transcript has 4 exons. Bases 137 to 691 code for a protein of 184 amino acids.